Lindgomyces ingoldianus is the source of this 982-nucleotide messenger RNA. RefSeq lists its product as uncharacterized. Lineage: Eukaryota; Fungi; Ascomycota; Dothideomycetes; Pleosporales; Lindgomycetaceae. The coding region runs from base 74 to 982 and encodes 302 amino acids. The transcript is spliced from 4 exons. The record is from RefSeq and is a predicted model, not a curated record.
CCAACUUUGACCUGAUACGCAGCGCCUUCAACUUACCAGUCUUCAGUCAAAUCCCGGACCCCAACUUGACAUCAUGGCCGAUAGCUGGGACAGUUAUAACUAUACCGUCGCCAGCCAAAGCUCCCCCCAGCUUCCGGACACAUGGAAGAUCGCACCCCUGGACGUCCUCAACGGUGACAUCGACGCAAUAGCAAAGUGUCCAAAGACAUCUACAACCUUCAUCGCCUUUGCCAUCUCCAACGUCAUCGUCACCGUUGUCGGCAUUCUUCUAGGUUGUCGGCCUAUAAUUCACAAACUGUCCUGCCAUGUCCUUGGAAAACGGGGAAAGCAGAACACGAUUCUGUAUAACUGGAUAUUUCCGCUCGCACUGCAUGUCGGCGCCAAUGCCCUUGUUGGAGUGGUCAUUCACAAUACCCCAGGAUAUGAGAAUGUUAAAGUCCAGGAUGCGAUGAUGAUUUACUUCGUUCGGCCGCGGAUCUCGGUGCUCGCAUUGGCGACUAUGAGUUGUUUCUUCAUGUCCCGCGAGGAUUAUCCGUGGAUGUAUGCCCUUCUAGCUAAUACGAUUGCGGAGUUUAUUCUCCAGGUUAUUGCAGACAUAUGGGUUAUCUACACAGGCAUCAAUCGCUGGAACACAACAGCCCUCGGCAUUGCGGCCGCAAUGUGCAUAUCCACAGGUCUUUUUUUCAUCGUGGCUCUGCUCAUCGUCAUCGCAUCGCGGCCGUACGACUCAACUGGUGGACAAGUCUUUCACAUAGACUAUGCCGCCGGCUUUAAGGUCUCGAAUUCAUUUGGGAAUAGGUUUUGCAAUUGGUUCGCUAUGAUGAUGUUUGGAGUCCCGUCAUAUCUUAUAAGCUGGGGGUUUUUCACCAGCUUGAUUACUACAGCGAAGACCGAAUGGUGUCCGCCCAAGCUUGCCGCUCAAGUUGCGAUAUGGGUGUUGUUUCCUCUUCUCGGGACUAUAUUCGGUGUCGCAGUCUGUUAA